AUGAUCAAGGGCAAGACCAUCGCCGUCAUCGGCGACUCGCUCACGGCCGCCAACUUCGUGCCCUCUCUGCUGUGCCAGAUCAGCGAGGUCACGACGGUCAAGAACGGGUCGCGGCGCACGCUGAGCGGCGGCAGCGGCGCGCAGUAUAUGCCGCCCAUGGUGGCGUUCUAUUACGACAUCCCCGCGUUCGGCGCGCGCAUCGUCAGCAUCUGGGACGACUACCUCAUGCGCACCUCCACCGACAAGGGCAUGAUAGCCAAACUGGCGACGGGGUUCACGCCCGGGCCGGACGACGCAAUAAUCGACGUGGAGACGGUGAACCCGCAGUGGGGCGACGUGGUGGGCGAGUGGCACGCCGUGCUGCUGGAGACCACGUCGCACUGGCGCGUGGUGCCUGACGCGCCUCGCCUCAUCUUCACCAACGACGACUGGCAGACGCUCAACGGGGUCGACCCCUACAUGGCGCACGCGCGCGCGCUGAAAACGAUAGCCAACUUCUUUGAGGCGCGGCGGCAGGCGGGGAAUGCGUUCCCUGUGCCCUUCUUCAUGACGGCGCCGCCGCAGCACUCCGCCAAGAAGAUCGGCGGCAGCGGCGUGUGCGGGUCGCCGGGGCGCGUGCUGAACGAGAAGGAGAUCGACAAGAUGCUGCGCACCAACGUGCAGCUCUCGCGCUAUUGGCCCAUGCAGCGCGCCGCGUUCCCCGAGGGGUCGGCGGUGCGGCGGUUUGACAUCACGCUCGUGAGCGCGUACCGGCCCGAGGCGCACUGCGGGAUCUACUCGAAAAAGAACAAUGUGCGUACCUCUGAAUCCUCUCUCCUCUCGCUCCUCUCGUCCCUCUCACCCCUCAACCCUCUCACCCCUCGCACUCCUCGCAAUCAUGCAAAACGAAUUGCAUUUCCAGUUUUGGUGCAUGUUUGA
This is a messenger RNA of Closterium sp. Naga37s-1, 918 nucleotides long. The record is from the annotation of a GenBank genome assembly. NCBI's taxonomy places the organism in Eukaryota, Viridiplantae, Streptophyta, Zygnematophyceae, Desmidiales, Closteriaceae.